Molecule: messenger RNA, 3010 nt
Organism: Apis florea (little honeybee)
Lineage: Eukaryota; Metazoa; Arthropoda; Insecta; Hymenoptera; Apidae
Gene: P5CDh1
Product: delta-1-Pyrroline-5-carboxylate dehydrogenase 1
Cellular component (GO): mitochondrial matrix
Molecular function (GO): L-glutamate gamma-semialdehyde dehydrogenase (NAD+) activity
Source: RefSeq, a predicted model, not a curated record
GUCGAAUUGUUGGAGGGUGGGGUAUAUAUGGGGGGAGGUUUGGCUUACUAUUUGCUCGAUGGUUGCCACUGUCGACUUUCGUAGUUUCGACAGGUCAGCAUCCUGAUCAGUCUAUACGGUGAUUAUAGUGAAUAAGUUUUAUUGAUAGUUUUUCAAAGUUUACACGACGAAGGUAAAGGUGUUCAUGUAAAAAGUUAUCAAGAGAUAUAAAUUAAAAGAAAAAAAAACAAUGUUGAAUCUUUGCCGUCAAGCAUUAAUAGUUAACAAUCAAAAAGUUAGUACAAGAUGUUUAGGGACAAUAAUACCAGUAUCAAAUACUAUUGAAUUUCCUUUGGAAAAUGAACCUAUUCUUAGUUAUAAGAAAGGCAGUCCAGAAAGGGCUGAAUUAGAGAAGGUUUUGGAUAAAAUGAGUAAUGAAUGUGAAGAAGUACCUUUGGUUAUUGGAAAUGAAGAAAUUAAAACAGAUUUAUGUAGAUAUCAAGUUAUGCCACACAAUCAUAAAGUAAAAAUUGCAAAAUAUUAUUGGGCAACAGCUGAUCUAGUCAAAAAAGCAAUAGAUGUUUCUGUAAAAGCUCAACGUGAAUGGGAAAAAUAUCCAUUUGAGAAACGUUUAGAAAUCUGGUUAAGAGCAGCUGAUUUGAUGGCAACAAAAUACAGACAGCAAUUAAAUGCUGCUACAAUGCUUGGGCAGAGCAAAACUGUUAUUCAAGCAGAAAUUGAUAGUGCAGCAGAAUUAAUUGAUUUUUUUAGAAUGCAUGGAUAUUUUGCUAAGGAAGCUAUGAAAUAUCAACCAAUUUCACCCAAUUCUAAAGAAACACUAAAUUCAAUGAGAUAUAGAGGAAUGGAUGGUUUUGUUGCAGCAGUAUCACCAUUCAACUUUACUGCCAUUGGUGGUAAUCUUAGCUAUACACCUGCUUUAAUGGGUAAUGCAGUAUUAUGGAAGCCAUCUGAUACAGCUUUACUUUCUAAUUGGUGGAUAUUUAAGAUAUGUAAAGAAGCUGGUGUACCACCAGGUGUAGUCAAUUUUAUUCCAUGUGAAGGUCCUGUUUUUGGAGAUACCAUAACUGCUUCACCUUAUUUAUCUGGAAUUAAUUUUACUGGAUCAGUUCCAACAUUUAAUCGUUUAUGGAUACAAGUUGGUAAAAAUUUAGGAAAGUAUAAAAACUAUCCUAAAUUAAUAGGCGAAUGUGGUGGCAAAAAUUAUCAUUUUGUGCAUGCAAGCGCUGAUGUGGAAUCAGUUGUUAAUGGGACCAUAAGAAGCGCUUUUGAAUUUAAUGGUCAAAAAUGUUCAGCUUGCAGUAGAAUGUACGUUCCAGAAUCAUUAUGGCCACAGAUAAAGGAAGGUCUUCUAUCGAUUCGUGACACGCUUAAAAUUGGCGAUGUCAGAGAUUUUACCGUGUUCACCGGAGCUGUUAUAGAUGCUAUCGCGUUUAAAAGAAUUUCUAGUUAUAUCGAACAUGCUAAAAAAUCAUCAAAUUUAGAAAUUAUUGGUGGUGGAAAAUAUGAUGAUUCGAUUGGAUAUUUUAUUGAUCCAACAAUAGUAGUCACAAAAAAUCCUAAAGAUAAGAUAAUGACUGAAGAAAUAUUUGGUCCUGUAUUAACAAUAUAUGUUUAUAAAGAUUCAAAUCUCGACGAAACGAUGAAAUUGGUAGAAUCAUCAACACCUUAUGCUUUAACUGGAUCGAUAUUUUCACAAGACGAAAAAUGGGCGAGAAGAGCUCUUGAGGAAUUUAAAUAUACAGCUGGUAAUUUUUACGUUAAUGAUAAAUCGACAGGUUCGGUUGUUGGCCAGCAACCAUUUGGUGGUAGUCGAAUGUCUGGAACAAAUGAUAAAGCUGGUGGUCCUCAUUAUGCCCUUCGUUGGGCAUCACCACAGUCAAUCAGAACAUUCGUUCCUUUACGUGAACACGAUUAUGCGUACAUGAGGUCUUAGAUGUAAGUAUCAUUGUAAUAACACAGAGAUGCAUAUAGUGAUGUUAUUACAUCACUAUAUUAUACAUUACAAACUGAAAAAUACAGAUUUUUUGGGUUGUUCAAUAAAAAAUAAUGAAAUAUCUUUAUGCAUUCCUUUACGUAAAUUCAUUGAAUUUACGUAUAAGGCGCUAAUUGCACUCACAAUGCAAGUGAUAUGGCUUUGUAGAAAUUUCUACUAUAAAGCGAACUGCUUAAACACGAAGUAAUUCAUGAUAAAGAUAGUCGAUUUACAGAAAAAAAGUAUUCAAUGAUUGGUAAUAUAUAUACCAAUUGAACAGUAUUUUUGUUUUUAAUAAAAUAUUUUUGUUUGUCAAUUUGGUAUUAGAUAGCGUACAAGAUAAAUGUAUACAAGAAAGAAUAAUAUUUGUAAACUACUUUUAAAGUAGUAUCUCAACAUACAUAUAAGUUUAAUUUAAUAUUUGCUGCCAAUAGAUAAAAUUAAUAUUCUGCAAGUUGCAGCAUAUAGAGUCUAUACUAUUAAGAUCAUGUUUCAGUACAAUAAUAUUUUAAUAUCUCAGGAAUUACUAUACGUGGUCGUAAACAGAGGCAUUUCUUUUGAUCAUAUAUUGCAGUAAUACAUGAAAUUUUAUAAUACACAUUAUUCAAGUAUGGUAAUUGAGACACAACAUUUGGGGUGUGUUUGAGAAUUGUGAUGAAUGCGUACUAGUUAGAAAAACCAUUCGUUGUGUUUUUCUGACCUUACUUUUUUAUAUUCUUAUAUAGAUCAUUUACAAUGGCUAAUAUUAUGUUAUAAACGCGCAGCGUAAACAUUCAUUUUACUGUGUAACUUACAAGACAAUAUGUAGACGCGGGACGAACACAGUAAAAUGUAAAAGUUACCUUUAAAUUGUGUUGUCAAGCCUGAUCGUCGAUCGUUUGGGCAUGUUAUUGUUAACAGUGUGAUUGAGACAAAACAUCUUGUAAAUCGAACAAUGAAUACUAAUUAAUUAUACAAUAAUAUGUUAGAUGUUGUGGCUGAUGUUAUGAUGUAAUUUAUUUUAAGUGUACCAUAGCAAUAAAAUACUAUACAAUUAAA